This is a messenger RNA of Chanos chanos (milkfish), 2418 nucleotides long. Its product is annotated as protocadherin alpha-3-like. Gene Ontology annotation, cellular component: plasma membrane. The transcript has 2 exons. Gene Ontology annotation, molecular function: calcium ion binding. The record is from RefSeq and is a predicted model, not a curated record. Gene Ontology annotation, biological process: homophilic cell-cell adhesion. The coding region runs from base 1 to 2418 and encodes 805 amino acids. NCBI's taxonomy places the organism in Eukaryota, Metazoa, Chordata, Actinopteri, Gonorynchiformes, Chanidae.
AUGGAACAAAGAAGACGCCCGUCACAACUACUGAGGCUUGCAUUUUUGACAGUAAUACUGUUGUUUUGGAGAGAAGUCGCUGGCCAGAUUAGGUACUCUGUUUCUGAGGACCAGAAAGAUGGAACCAUUGUGGGAAAUAUUGCAAAAGAUUUGGGCAUCGAUUCUAAAACCUUAAAGGUUAGAGGAUUCCGUAUUGUGUCAACAUCAAGCGAAUCCCCGUUUAAGGUAAACCAGAAUGAUGGCGCUUUGUACGUGAAUGGGAAAUUAGACAGAGAACAGGUAUGCGAGAAAAGCAGUGUGUGUUUGAUCAACCUGAAAAUCGCACUCGAAAAUCCACUAGAGAUACACUACAUCGCAAUAGAGGUAGUUGACGUUAAUGAUCAUGCUCCGAGUUUCCCGGAGAGAGAGAAACGGUUAGAGAUAUGGGAGUCUGCUUUACCAGGAGCGCGUUAUCAGCUACAGGCUGCACGUGACCCUGAUGGUGGUUCUCAUUCUGUCCAACAGUACAAGUUGAGCAGCAACGAUUAUUUUCGAAUAGAAGUUAAGGAUCGCGGUGAAGACCGCAAAAUGCCAUUUCUUAUUCUACAAAAGCAGUUAGACAGAGAAGCUAUCAGCAAUCAUAAACUUCUCCUUACUGCAGUCGAUGGGGGUCAACCCCCCAAAUCGGGAACAAUGGAGAUAACCAUAGAUGUUCUAGAUGUAAACGAUAACAUGCCUAUUUUUUCUAAAGAGAUGUACUCAGUCAGGCUAAAUGAGAAUGUUCCAGUAGGUACGACAGUGAUUCAGGUGAACGCCACCGAUUUGGAUGACGGUUCAAAUGGAGAAGUCUUUUAUGCGUUUGGUAACGACGUUGACAGCAAGCUACUCGAAGUUUUUCACUUAGAUCCUACAACAGGUGUAAUAACUGUGAAAGGAGAGCUAGAUUUUGAGGAGCAAAACAAUUAUGAGAUAGAUAUUCGAGCUUCUGAUAGGGGACCCGUUCCUUUAACAGCAGACAAAAGCGUGAUUGUAAAUAUUGUUGACAUUAAUGACAAUGUGCCCGAGAUUGAAGUGACUUCAUUUUCAAGAGCAAUCCCGGAGGAUUCAAGACCUGGGACUACGGUUGCUCUUAUAAGUGUAAACGACAGGGAUUCAGGACUUAAUGGCAAAGUGUUCUGCUCAGUGGAAAACGACGUGAACUUUCAGCUCACUCCAUCUUUACAGGACAACAUUUACUCUCUAGUUACUAAAUCGUCUUUGGAUAGAGAGAAACGUUCUCAGCAUGACAUCACCCUAGUCGUCAAAGACGCAGGCCACCCGCCCCUUUUGUCUCAUAAGACUUUAACUGUCAUGAUAUCAGAUGUGAACGAUAACAGUCCGAGGUUUUCUCAUACCCCAUACAUGUUUUAUGUGACAGAAAACAAUUUCCCAGGUGAAUCUGUUUUCUCAGUAUCAGCUUCAGACCUUGAUUCGGGUGAAAACGCCAUUAUUAGCUAUCAGAUUUGGAGAGGCAGGGGCGAAGAAAAUGAAUAUGCCUCAUUCUUAAAUAUUAACCCUGAAAAUGGUAAGGUUUACGCGUUAAAACGCUUUGACUUUGAAACGAUCAAAUCAUUUAACUUUCUCGUAAUAGCCAGUGACUCCGGAAGUCCGUCACUAAGUAGCAACGUGACAGUGAACGUGUUUAUUCUGGAUGAGAACGAUAAUUCCCCGAUGAUCUUGUCUCCAGUCAGCACUAAUGGUUCUGCUGAAGGUGUGGAAGAGAUUCCCCGAAAUGUGAACGCAGGCCAUUUGGUGACUAAAAUCAGAGCCUAUGACGCCGAUGUAGGAUACAACGGCUGGUUAUUAUUUUCACUACAGGACAUUACUGACCACAGUCUCUUUGGUUUGGACCGCUAUACAGGACAGAUAAGGACUCUUCGGUCAUUCACAGAAACCGACGAGGCUGUGCACAAACUGGUUAUAGUGGUCAAAGACAACGGGAACGUUUCACUUUCAGCAACGGCAAGUGUGAUUAUCAAGGCUGUGGAGCCAAAGGAAGCUUAUGCGGCCUCCGAUGUUACAAACGUGAUAAAAAGUGAUGAAGAAAGCAACGUGACAUUUUAUUUGAUCAUUACCUUGGGCUCAGUUUCCGUGCUUUUUGUGAUCAGUAUCAUUGUGCUGAUUGUAAUGCAGUGCUCCAAACCCACAGACUAUUCCUCCAAGUACUUACAAGAUACAAAUUACGACGGGACACUGUGUCAUAGUAUCCAGUACAGAUCUGGAGACAAACGGUACAUGCUAGUUGGACCCAGAAUGAGUAUCGGUUCUACUAUAGUCCCGGGCAGCAAUGGAAAUACGCUAGUGGUAUCAGAUCACAGGCGAAAAGAUUCUGGAGAGGACCUGGGUUUGCAAACUCUGAGAGAAAUGAAACAUCUUGGCAUGGAAAGGUCAGGACUGUAG